CUCUUGCACACACACAACAUAUGUGUGUGUACACACCCGCUGACCCCAUGUCCUGCCUCUGCCAUGCAGUCCAAAGUUCGAGAACUGGAAGAGAAAUGCCGGACACAGAGUGAGCAGUUCAACCUGCUGUCGCGGGACUUGGAGAAGUUCCGGCAGCACGCUGGGAAGAUCGACCUUCUGGGCAGCUCAGGGGCCUUCUUGGACAUUCCCUCGGCCCCCACCAAGCCAUUCCCACAGUUCGUGAAUGGACUAGCAACCUCCAUUGGCAAAGGUCAGGAGAGUGCUAUUGGAAGUUGUUCUGCGAUUGGUGAAUAUAUCCGGCCCCUCCCACUUCCCAGUGACAAGCCGGAGCCUGUGUCCAUCAAGCCCACCUUUCUGUCGAGAUCUGGUAGCCCAAGAUGCAGAUUUGAAUCAGACAUGGAGAAUGAACGGAAUUCCAAUACCUCAAAGCAGAGAUACUCGGGGAAAGUCCACCUGUGCGUUGCCCGCUAUAGUUACAACCCCUUCGAUGGGCCAAAUGAAAACCCAGAAGCUGAGCUGCCCCUCACGGCAGGAAAAUACCUCUACGUCUAUGGAGACAUGGAUGAAGACGGAUUCUAUGAAGGAGAGCUCCUGGAUGGGCAGAGGGGUUUGGUGCCCUCCAACUUUGUGGAUUUUGUUCAGGACAAUGAGUCGCGGUUGGCAGGGACGCUGGGGAAUGAACAGGAUCAGAACUUCAUCAACCAUUCCGGCAUCGGCUUGGAGGGAGAGAACAUCCUCGACCUCCAUUCCCCCACUCACAUGGGCUCAGGCAUCACGGACAAUGGGGCGGGGACGCUGGACAUGAACAUUGAUGACAUUGGAGAAGAUAUUGUGCCUUACCCUAGAAAAAUCACCCUUAUCAAACAACUCGCCAAAAGUGUCAUUGUGGGCUGGGAGCCUCCAGCAGUCCCACCGGGGUGGGGCACAGUGAGCAGCUACAAUGUGCUGGUGGACCAGGAGACGCGCAUGAGCCUCACGCUGGGGAGCAGAACCAAGGCCCUCAUCGAGAAGCUCAACAUGGCAGCCUGCACCUACCGCAUCUCUGUGCAGUGCAUCACCAGCCGGGGCAGCUCGGAUGAGCUGCAGUGCACACUGCUGGUGGGCAAGGACGUGGUGGUGGCCCCCUCCCACCUGCGGGUAGACAACAUCACACAGAUCUCAGCCCAGCUCUCCUGGCUCCCAACCAACAGCAACUACAGCCACGUCAUCUUCCUCAAUGAGGAGGAAUUUGACAUUGUCAAGGCUGCAAGGUAUAAGUACCAGUUCUUUAACCUCAGGCCCAACAUGGCCUACAAGGUGAAGGUUCUGGCCAAACCCCACCAGAUGCCAUGGCAGCUCCCCCUGGAGCAGAGGGAGAAGAAGGAGGCCUUCGUGGAGUUCUCCACAUUGCCUGCAGGUCCUCCAGCACCCCCACAAGAUGUCACUGUCCAAGCUGGAGUCACCCCAGCCACCGUCCAGGUCUCCUGGAAACCUCCCAUGCUGACUCCCACUGGGUUGUCCAAUGGCGCAAACGUUACCGGCUAUGGCGUGUAUGCAAAAGGGCAGAGGGUGGCUGAAGUCAUCUUUCCCACCGCGGACAGCACAGCCGUGGAACUCGUGCGACUGCGAAGCCUGGAGGCCGAGGCUGUGACUGUGCGGACCUUCUCUGCACAGGGCGAGUCCAUAGACUCUUCUGUUGCUGCCAUUCCCCCCAACCUCCUGGUGCCUCCAACCCCCCAUCCCAGAACUGCUCCCACACCGAAGCCAUUAGCAAGUGCCGGAGCCCCUGAUACCAAAGAUGAACACGUGGGUCCCCAUGUCAAGAUGGAUGAGGCAUGGGAGCAGAGCCGGGCGCCCACCCCCGCGCAUGGCCACCUGCUGGAGCCACCAGGCUCGCAGGGGCGGCGGUCACCAUCACCCAGCCGGAUCCUCCCGCAGCCACAGGGCACCCCGGUCUCCACUACUGUCGCCAAGGCCAUGGCCCGGGAGGCCGCGCAGAGAGUGGCUGAGAGCAGCAGGUUAGAGAAAAGGAGCAUCUUCCUAGAAAGGAGCAGCUUGGGGCAGUAUGCCAACUCGGAUGAGGAGGACGGCUAUGACUCUCCAGAUGUCAAGAGGAGAGGUGCUUCAGUGGAUGACUUUCUGAAAGGGUCUGAACUUGGCAAGCAGCCCCACUGUUGCCAUGGAGAUGACUACCACACGGAGAGCAGCCGGGGGUCUGACCUCUCAGACAUCAUGGAGGAGGACGAGGAGGAACUCUACUCUGAGAUGCAGCUGGAAGAUGGGGGCAGGAGGCGGCCCAGCGGCACCUCCCACAAUGCCCUCAAGAUUUUAGGGAACCCAGUGUCUGCAGGACGGGCUGACAGGGUGGAUCACAUGGGUCGCAGGUUCCCCCAUGACAGUACUGGUCCUCAGAGGUCCCGGCCGAUGCUGGUCCCAUCCAUCGAUGAGUACACUGGGCAAGAUCGCCUUUCUCCAGACUUCUAUGAAGAGUCAGAAACUGACCCUGGGGCUGAAGAGCUCCCGGCUCGAAUCUUUGUGGCUCUUUUUGACUACGACCCGCUCACCAUGUCCCCGAAUCCAGAUGCUGCAGAAGAGGAGCUUCCCUUUAAAGAAGGCCAGAUCAUCAAGGUUUACGGUGAUAAAGAUGCUGAUGGCUUCUACCGCGGGGAAACCUGUGCUCGGCUUGGCCUUAUUCCUUGUAACAUGGUCUCUGAAAUCCAAGCAGAUGAUGAUGAGAUGAUGGACCAGCUUCUUAGACAAGGCUUUCUCCCACUGAAUACACCUGUGGAGAAAAUAGAGAGAAGCAGAAGAAGUGGCAGGCAUCACUCAAUGUUGACGCGAAGAAUGGUGGCUCUAUAUGAUUAUGACCCAAGAGAAAGCUCCCCUAAUGUCGAUGUUGAGGCUGAACUUACAUUUUGCACAGGAGAUAUUAUUACUGUUUUUGGUGAAAUUGAUGAAGACGGAUUUUAUUAUGGGGAGCUGAAUGGGCAAAAAGGCCUUGUACCUUCAAAUUUCCUGGAAGAAGUGCCUGACGAUGUGGAAGUCUAUCUUUCUGAUGCUCCAUCCCACUACUCCCAAGACACGCCAAUGCGUUCGAAGGCAAAAAGGAAGAAGAGUGUUCAUUUCACACCUUAAUCAGGCAAUGUAGCCUUCACGUAAGUGAGCAACUGAAGAUACCUAUAAAGAUACCAACUUAAGCUACCUUAAAUGGACCAAUGUGGUAGACUUAAGGCUUCACUGUGGGAUUAAAUCAAAAAAAGAAAAAAGAAAUAUGUCUCAAAAAAUCAUUGGACCUAAAGUAUUAGGAUAUUACUUGGACUCAGUUGUAAAGCAACUGAAUUUGUAGUGAAACAAAUCAUCUUUAAUAAUCAUUUCCUACUCUUUACACUAAGAAUAUUUGAAAGGCCAACAUUGGGAACAUAUUUCUUAACAAGCUAACUGUUUGUUUACACAGAGAGUGUUCCAAUGUCUACUCAUAAUUAAAGCUGCAUAUUGCAUUGUUAGCCACUCUUGGAAAAAGCACAACCUAACAAAUAUGUUUACUAUGAAAAGUUUCACUUAAAAAAAAAACCCAAAAAACCACAAUUCAAGGUCAAACAGAUGAGUAGUGAACAAAGAUGAUCUAGUGUUGGUUCUAAAUACUCCAAAAGCUGGCUUGAACUAUGAGAACAUAUUACCUUAAGUAAACAUACCUCUACCUUAGGAGAGAGCUUAUGCUUCUCCUCAAAGCACAAAUGUUCUGAACAUAUGAAAGUUGGCGAAAGACUGAUUUGUUGGUAUACCAAUGCAAUACUAAGUUUUAUGAAACAUGCAGCUCAAAUGAUUGCAUUAGAUGGAAUAGAUGGUAUCUUCAGGUGUACUUUGGGAUGCUUUACUAGGUGUUUUCCAUUAGAAUUAGACCUUGAUUUUAAAUCCAAGCAAGCUUGAAGCCCCUUGGCUUAUAUCAUUUGCCUGCUGAAUAAUGAACACUCACCUUAGCAAGAGUUUUGCUCUGGAGGGGUAAGGGAACUAGAGGAAUGAUGAUAUUAUAUAAUCUCAGACAUGUUUUCAACUGUAAAAAUAAGUGAGGCAAAAUCUACAUGCAACAUAUUAGAGUAAAAUUCUACUCCUUUGAAGUACUGUUGCUUAAGUACUUAAAGUAUAUUGAAAUACUACCACGUGCUAUAUAUUGAGUAAAAUUCACGUUCAAUUAUUUGGAAAUAAUGAAAGCAUACAAUAAGGGCCUUUAAGCUUUCUUUGAUUGUAAUUAAGGUUCAUUUUAGUUUUUUUUUCUUUCAACCAGUGUGCCAUCUUCAAUCUUUCUAUUGUAUAUUAACUAACCCAGGAAUGCACUCAACAAUAUCAGGAUUUUAUUUAACCAAGUAGUUUUCAAGUACAACAAAUUCCCUUUAAGAAUUUUUGCUUUUAAGAUUACUCAUGGGUACUCGGCCAACUUUAGAAUCAACCUAAUUUAAAACACCCCACCCUGGUUUUAAAUUUUAAUUUAUAAAUUAUUACCUAGCUUUGUUUUGCCAAAGCAAUGGCCACCCCCUCCCCCAAGACAAAGAAACUGAAAAAUCAAACAUUAAUGGCUAGACCCUCUCUCUCAGACAUGUUUUGGGAGAGAAUGUUUGCUUCUCAUGGCAUACUUUAAAAAUUGAAAGAAGAAAUGAACCACCCCUUUACCUUUCCUGGUGGGAAACGGGACAGUACGUACGAUGUUACCAAAUGAAUUGAUGUUGUUGGCGCUCACACACUCAAUAAACUGUAACAAUGUACCUACUAGGUUCCUCCUGAGGGUUCAGGUACAACAAGGAGAGCUCCAUCCCCCACAGUCCAUCUCCAUUCGGGGUCACCUACGUCAUCUAUGGGUUCUGGUAGUCCUGGGAGAGGCAGGGAAAUGUCCUCGAAAAAGAAAAAGGGGCUGCUUUCCAAAGGCAAGAAACUGCUGAAAAAGCUGGGUGCAGUGAAAUGAUUCAUGUGCUUCUGGACAACUUCCAAAUCUAUGUAAUUUUCUUUAAUUCCAAACUAGGGCUUUCAUGAUUCAAGUACUUCCUAAAAAACCAAUCUUCUCCCCUGACACCAGUAGAGAAAUGCACUUUUGCACUACCAUCCACUUUAAACCAACUGCAAGAACAAAGAGGGCUGUUGCUCUCUCUCAGUCACCGUUGCCAAUCUGCUCUCACUGUCCAAGGUCUGACUCGGGAGGUGGAGGGGUGUCUUAUUAACAAAUGGGGCGGGUGAAGAGCUAUUUGUAGCUCACUCCCUACCUGUAAUUCCAGUCUUUGUGUACUGUCAUCUGCCCUUGAAAGAAUGAUUUUUAACCUUUUUCCCUUUUCAAAAAUGCUUGCCUCAUAAUGCAUAACUUUCACUUUAACUCUGGUCUUGAAAUUCCUAGUUUAAUUCGCCUUGAUGUUCUGCCUUAUAAAUGCACAAUGAUUUGUACUGUCUAAUAAAAAAUACAGUGUAUACUUUGUAUGUGUUGUGCAUUCAGUGGUCUUCAUCCUCACUGACACAGUGGUCUGAAAUCAAGUCGUACAGGCUGUGCAUUUUAAGAUACCGGUUUUAGUCUUUCAAAGCAAGCCACGCAACACACAGAAAAUGUUUACUUAUUCAAUCAUUCAAAAAAGAGAAAGUAACUUUGUUUGGUAAAGUACCAGUACUCCAACCUGCCAGAAAGUUGAUAAUCUUCAUUGCUUUUAGUGUUACAUUUUGUGCCAUAUGGAUUUCUGUUACUUCAUUAUUUGUCAAAACGCCAUACCCAAUUGUGCAUCAAUGAACAGCACACACGUAAUCCACAUAAUGCAUAAGCCACACCAAAAACAUGCUAAAAACAUCAUAAAUUUAAAUCUGUUCAAAAUGAUUCUAUGCCAAUCUUCAUCACAGGCAUUUGAAUAAGACUUAAGAAAGUUGCUGGCAGAGGUGUUUGAUGGUUACUAUUUUGUAAUUCUUGACCACUUGUAAAUUGUUUUUACUCUUUAUACAUACUUUUCAGAUUGCCUUUCUUUUGUAAUUUAUGGAAGGUUUAUAAAUGAAUGACAAAGCUUUCCCCAUUGUGUCUUCAAAAAUUAUAUUGUAAAUUGUAAUAUAAUAGUAUGUGAUAGAUUUAUUAAAAGGAAAUUAAUCGAUGUGUGGUUAAGUACUGUGUGGGAGUGUGCAUGUGUACAGUUCGUGUAAAAUAUUUUCUAGAAAUAAAAUGUUAUUUUAUACAA
Galeopterus variegatus (Sunda flying lemur) is the source of this 6191-nucleotide messenger RNA. It is a transcript of the gene RIMBP2, whose product is annotated as RIMS binding protein 2. Bases 64 to 3135 code for a protein of 1023 amino acids. Gene Ontology annotation, molecular function: protein binding. The record is from RefSeq and is a predicted model, not a curated record. Lineage: Eukaryota; Metazoa; Chordata; Mammalia; Dermoptera; Cynocephalidae. Gene Ontology annotation, biological process: neuromuscular synaptic transmission. The transcript has 16 exons.